Theobroma umbraticum is the source of this 1610-nucleotide messenger RNA. RefSeq names its product Eukaryotic release factor 1 (eRF1) family protein (gene PEL1). Gene Ontology annotation, cellular component: cytoplasm. Gene Ontology annotation, biological process: RNA surveillance; nuclear-transcribed mRNA catabolic process, non-stop decay; nonfunctional rRNA decay. NCBI's taxonomy places the organism in Eukaryota, Viridiplantae, Streptophyta, Magnoliopsida, Malvales, Malvaceae. The record is from RefSeq and is a predicted model, not a curated record.
CUGUGUUUGGUAUAUAUUUAUACAAAUAUGAACUAGUCGUGUUUGUGUACUUAGGAGUUCUCUUUUGCAGAGCUUACGAGAGAAAAAGAAAGAAAGAAAAAAACCAGAUUUGUAGUUAAAAUCAUGAAAGUCGUACGCCGAGACCUCGUUCCCAACGGCCCUGGCAGCGUCAAGAUGAUACCGGUGGAUUCGGAUGAUCUCUGGUCUGUUUACAAUUUGAUAGCUACUGGAGAUAGAGUUAUGGCUCGAACCGUCAGGAAAGUUCUACGGGAGACGGCUGGUGGAAGAGAUGCAGAGCGUAUUACUCUGAAGUUAGAAAUCAAAGUUGAGGUAAUAGAUUAUGACAAAGAAGGUUCUAUCUUGCGUAUAAGGGGAAAGAACGUGCUGGAAAAUGAACAUGUUAAGAUAGGAGCAUUCCAUACUCUAGAACUUGAGCUUCAUCGACCUUUUGUAUUGAGAAAGGAUAUUUGGGACUCAUUGGCAUUAGAUGUGCUCCAACAGGCCUCUGAUCCUGGUGCGAGUGCUGAUCUGGCUGUGUUGUUAAUGCAAGAAGGGUUAGCAAAUAUUUUGCUUGUUGGUAAAAGUAUGACAAGUACUCGUUCACGGAUUGAAACUUCAAUUCCUCGCAAGCAUGGACCUGCCAUUGCUGGUUAUGAGGCGGCUUUGAAGAAGUUCUUUGAGAAUGUUCUACAGGCUUUCAUGAAACAUAUUGAUUUUAAUGUUGUCCGCUGUGCUGUUAUUGCAAGUCCUGGUUUCACAAAGGACCAGUUUCAUCGUCAUCUUUUAUUGGAGGCAGAAAGAAGACAGCUAAGACCAAUUAUUGAGAAUAAGUCACGAAUAAUUCUUGUGCAUACAAGCUCUGGAUACAAGCAUAGUUUGAGAGAAGUGCUUGAUGCCCCAAAUGUCAUGAACAUGAUAAAAGAUACCAAAGCAGCCCAAGAGGUCCGAGCUCUCAAAGAUUUCUUCAGCAUGCUUUCAAAUGAUCCAGCUCGUGCAUGCUAUGGACCAAAACAUGUGGAGAUUGCCCAUGAACGAAUGGCAGUUCAAACCCUUCUUAUUACAGAUGAUCUCUUCAGGAACUCUGAUAUAGCUACGAGGCAAAAGUAUGUCAAUUUGGUAAACUCGGUUAAGGAUUCAGGGGGCACUGCUCACAUUUUUUCAUCUUUGCAUGUGUCAGGGGAAGAACUGGCGCAGCUGACUGGUAUUGCAGCAAUCCUUCGUUUCCCUCUUCCAGAUCUGGAAGACAUUGAAAUGUAAGGGGGAAGGGACCAUUGUGUGCUUGUGCAGAGGGCAUUCACACAGCAUUUUGUCAAUCAAGAUUUUUGUAUAUUAUAAUUUGUUAGCUCAGUCUCGUGGAUGCCUGAAGUGGAAGGAUGAGUUUCAGGGGUAGAAUUGCUCCCUAAUGAACCUUACGUAUGAAUUUGUUUCAUACUCACAUUUCCCCUUUACUAGUAUUAUGUAAGAUUUAUUAUCAGCAUUUUUAUACCGUAUCAUAUCCUGACACAGUGAGUGUUAAACAGUCAAUGGACUCUAAAUCUAAAGUGUAACAUUAUUCAUACACUGCUUUUAAGUGAAAUAAAUAAUUUAAUUAAAAAAAAAAGUUAUCCUUA